AAAUACAAUCCUAAAUGUUCCUUUUUGUCUUCAGCAGCUUAUCACCAAGGUUCUGCGGGCAGUGAACGAAGUUCUGGACCAAUCCGGUGCCAGCGAUGUCGGGAAGCAUGCAAAGGAGAGGUGGUACGAGUACAAGACACCCAUUUUCACGUCAAGUGUUUCACCUGUACCGUGUGCAACUGUGAUCUGGCACGAUCUGGCUUCUUCCAGAAGAAGGGCGAGUACAUCUGCACGGCAGACUAUCAGCGUCUGUACGGCACACGCUGCGACCGCUGUGACAGCUUCAUCACAGGAGAGGUGGUCUCCGCUCUGGGGCGCACGUACCACCCCAAGUGCUUUGUCUGCAGUCUCUGCAGUAAACCCUUCCCCAUUGGAGACAGAGUGACGUUCAGCGGAAAGGACUGCGUGUGCCAGCAGUGCUCGCACACACUCGUCAAGCCAAAUGAACCGAUCAAGAUCCACGGACCCAGCCACUGUGCCGGGUGUGGAGAUGAGAUCAAGCAGGGUCAGUCUCUCCUGGCGUUGGAGAAACAGUGGCAUGUCAGCUGCUUCAGAUGUCGUACCUGCAACAUGGUCCUCACCGGAGAGUACAUCAGCAAGGAUGGAGUGCCAUACUGUGAGGCAGAUUACCACGCCCAGUAUGGGGUGAAAUGUGAAACCUGCAGCAGAUACAUCAGUGGAAGGGUUCUGGAGGCGGGAGGGAAACAUUACCAUCCGACCUGCGCUCGAUGCUCCCGCUGUAACAUGAUGUUCAAAGAGGGAGAGGAAAUGUACCUGACAGGAUGUGAGGUGUGGCACCCAUUAUGCAAGCAGGCGGCGAGGGCAGAGAGGAGACUCAGGCACAGACGCCUGUCAGAGGCCUCCAUCUCUCCACCAGGCUCCUCCAUAGGCUCUCCCAGUAGGGUUAUAUGUCUUAAUUUGAAGGUAGUUACUCUGUGCAUUGCAGAAUUGGACUGGUUCCAUUUCAAAACGAGCAUUCAGCCAGAUAUGGAACAGUGCCCCAACUGUGCUGCUUGGCAGUCUGCUGCGUGUUGCUGCAUGUCCGCAAUAUUAGAGUGUCAAGGGUUGACUGCAU
Molecule: messenger RNA, 1075 nt
Organism: Micropterus salmoides (largemouth bass)
Lineage: Eukaryota; Metazoa; Chordata; Actinopteri; Centrarchiformes; Centrarchidae
Product: actin-binding LIM protein 3-like
Exons: 9
Biological process (GO): cilium assembly; lamellipodium assembly
Cellular component (GO): stress fiber; actin cytoskeleton
Molecular function (GO): actin filament binding
Source: RefSeq, a predicted model, not a curated record